AUGAUGGCAGCAUCGAUUUCGCAACAGGCUGAGCUCAUUUGGUCACAAAUACAACCAAGCCCAGUCAGUUCAGGGCAUAGUGAGGGAGCUCUCGUCCAGUUCGCGCAGUUUGACAACACUGGCGUCAGGAUCAGACUGAUCCGAGCCCACACCAGGACAAUCCGCUUCUUCGCAAUAUCACACGUGUGGGGAGACAUAGCGUGGAGGACGGUGCGAUGCUGUAGUAACGAGAUCCUGACUUCUGCUAGCAAAGCGAGAUUCAUCGAUGAACGGCUCUUUGGCUUAGUAGGAGAAACUCCCUUCUGGAUGGACACUGUGACAGUCAAUCAGCGGGACCAAGCCGAGGUCAUCAGUACCGUUCAAGCUAUACCUGACAUAUUCAAGGACGCCGAGAAGACUAUUGCGAUCACGGAGGGAGAUGGCUUCGAGCCAUGUUGUGCCACAGCGGUGCAUGGGUUCAAGAAAUGGGAAGAAUUCGAUGAUCGUUUGAAGCCACACUUCGUCGAAUCACAUGGCAUGAGGAGCAGGUCGGACUCUUAUCUUAGACGCCUAUGGACAUUGCAAGAAGUGAUCUUGUCCCACACGAUCCAUUUUGUGGCAAUGCCGCAAGAAUGGUUACCACAGCCGGCCGAGACCGAUUCGAGCGAUCUGCUUCUGUAUGGAGAAGGCUGGCUGCGAGUCAGAGAUGCUCUCAACAGUCUAUCGAGCGCGUUCGCACAGCGAUCGACUGGUGUUGACAACUCACGUGGAAGCAGCCCAGAGUCGGAAGCGCGCUCCGUCGACUUCAUCCGAGCAUAUAUCGAAGGAGGGAUGGUGUCUUCGACAAAAGUCUUGACAAGAAAUUUCAGCGAGGAUAUAUUUUCAGAUUCCUUUACCAGCUUUUUCUGGGCUUCCGAACGCAUCGCUACGAAGGCACGGGACUAUGUCUUUGCUACUAUGCCGCAGUUCCCCUGGUAUCGUUACCCACCGACUGCCGAGAGCAUGACCUUCAGUCACAUCUUCUCUGAUCUGGCGCAGAAAGCGAGUCGUGCCGGCCAUCCAUUCACUUCGAGAUUCUUGGAAGGUAUGACGGGCUGCAGCGUCGAUGGGAAUGUUUUGAGAAACCUUUGGAAACCAAGCAAUACACAGCCAGAGUCUGAGUGCCUUGGAGACUUUGUCAAGCUGCUCGGCUACCGCGUAGACGAUUGUCUCGAGGAUCAAACGACUCCGGUGCAUUUCGCGGCCUUUGCCAUCGUGAACGUAUGGCCGUCCCGGUGGGGAGCAUCCGGCAGGAGCUGUCUUGAUGUCAUCAGAAGCGCUAUCAGCUUCUCAAGCGACCUAUGGACCAUGAGCCAUCGCGUUGGCGAGCUCUCGAAAUACGGCUCAAAUGUCAAUCUUGGUGACCUUCAGCCCUUUGCAUGGAACGACGUUGUGCAAUGGAGAUGCAUCAUACGCCGGCAGCCAGUUUCAGAAGCCGCCAUUUUCCUGGCCGUCCCUAGCCUCACAAAAGUCCUUGACCUGCUGCUGGGUGCGGUCGACGAACAUCAAAUCAAUAAGCCAAUGCAGGGAGACUGGGCACUCUUUGAACAGCAAAUGCUCGAUGCUUGGCACCCGCAAAUGCAGCAAGCAUUGCUCUUGAUGACUGCUAUGAUAAGCUGCAGGGUGCCUCUGUCUGCGUUCAAGUGGAUGUACAAGAGAUUCUGGCCUGUCACGCUCGCGCUCCUAGAUGGCACAACGUGCAUCGGGAUGGUUGCCUGGCGCUACGUCUUCCGAUUCGCGACGAUGACUUCGCAACUUCAAUUUGGUUCCCACACUCGCCGUGGGGCGGCGGUGAUGAUUGCUGCCCAGCAUCAUUCUGAUGCACGACUUAAAGGUAAGGACCUUGCGCUAGUCGAUCCGUAUACCAAGAUACCCAUUGGUCUGCUGCCAGACUUUACUCGGCAUUUUCACGACGGCACAAGCAAGGGCCUACAUGCGUUGACGACGGGCUUGACGAAGCUGUAUGGAAACCUCGUUACCCAUACUCCAGAUGGUGGAUUCUCCAUCAUAGAGUGCCCUCCUCUGGAAAAGGUUAAUAUUCCGCUGUCUGCAAGAAAGAUGGUAAACUAA
This is a messenger RNA of Fulvia fulva, 2088 nucleotides long. RefSeq lists its product as uncharacterized. The transcript has 2 exons. NCBI's taxonomy places the organism in Eukaryota, Fungi, Ascomycota, Dothideomycetes, Mycosphaerellales, Mycosphaerellaceae. The coding region runs from base 1 to 2088 and encodes 695 amino acids. The record is from RefSeq and is a predicted model, not a curated record.